CUCCAACUACGACCGACUCGGGGAUGCUGAAGCGGGCGAGGAUGAUGCUCUGCGGGAUGCCCCGCCGGUGCCUGGGUAUGUCUCUUCUGAACUCAUUCUGUCUAGCCGGCUCAGAGCCGGACGCUCAACAGACUCGUACCGUGACAUAGGGCUACGCGUUCAAUAUAUUCAAUGACACGCCAAGAAAUAACGAAAGGCCUCGCGAACAGAUUCGUACAUUCGCGGGCGUACAUCGUUCUCUACCUUGGCAUGGCAUGCCUGUCCAUGGCCACCGUUGCGUUGAGCCUCGUGAAUGGCUGCCCGACGCUGCCGUUUUAUAUCCUGGAGCUUGUCAUCAACGGUGCCAUGAUCCUGGAAGUCGCCAUACGAUUUGUUGCCUUUGGUCGCCAAUUCUGGACGUCCGUAUGGAAUGUCAUGGACUUGGUAAUCACAGCGUUCUGCGUCAUCACACUUCUAGUCAUCUUCUUUGCUGGAUGCGGCAGCACCAGUAAGGAGGAAGAGCUGUUCGACACCAUCCUUCUCGUAGCUCGUAACGCCAUCCAAUUCGGGAGGCUAGCAAUCGUCAUGCGACAGUCUGGCCACUCCAUAUUCUCCCAACCAAGACCCAUUGACCUCGGAUCGCGCCGAGGAGGGUACACCCUGGACAUUGACAUGGAGGACGAAGAACCACCCUCAGACGAGCUCGGCCGACCGCUGAUCCACAACCCCGUCGUCUUCGACGCAGGCGAGGAGGCGACGCCCACUACUCGAGCACCACUGUCAGAGAUGCCUCGAGCAGUGCAAGCGGCGCGAGAAAGAGAUGAUGAAGACCUCUGGGCUGCGCUAGGCUGAGCGCCGCGUGGGCCUGUGGUCCCGAAUCACGUUUUUCGAUGUCAUGUUAGGCUGUACUAAUCGACUUGCGCUAUCUGCUUCCGUGU
This is a messenger RNA of Fomitopsis serialis, 917 nucleotides long. RefSeq lists its product as uncharacterized. The transcript is spliced from 3 exons. Gene Ontology annotation, molecular function: monoatomic ion channel activity. The record is from RefSeq and is a predicted model, not a curated record. NCBI's taxonomy places the organism in Eukaryota, Fungi, Basidiomycota, Agaricomycetes, Polyporales, Fomitopsidaceae. Gene Ontology annotation, cellular component: membrane. Bases 172 to 831 code for a protein of 219 amino acids. Gene Ontology annotation, biological process: monoatomic ion transport; transmembrane transport.